Molecule: messenger RNA, 2751 nt
Organism: Didymodactylos carnosus
Lineage: Eukaryota; Metazoa; Rotifera; Eurotatoria; Philodinida; Philodinidae
Source: the annotation of a GenBank genome assembly
AUGAGCAUAAUUCAACGUACAUAUUCUCCUCAAUGUACGGAACCGUCAAAGAAUAUUAAAUCAACAAUUGCAUUAUUAGAUAAAACAACUCAUGAAUGGCAAAUUAAACAUAAAAAUCUCAAAGAUCAAUUAAGUAGAAAUGAAACUCUAUUACGUUCAUAUAAAAAGGAAAUUCAACGUUAUCAACAUCUACUACACGAAGCUGGUUUGAUUCAACCUGUUCGAAAACGUCGUUAUAGUUCGAGUGAUAUAGAUAAUCCUCCUACAAUUGAUUUUCGUAAAUCUAUCGUACAUCAAAAUAAUGAUUAUCUAUUGAAUCAUUAUGGUAAUACGAAUCAAGUUGACGUGUUGCAUGAUCAUAUCAGUGCAUUAAAAAAUAUAGUGCAAAGUCACCGAAAAUAUAUCCAACAAUUGCAAACACGUGUACGAAUAAAUGCACCCGAUAUUAUUCAUUCAUCAACAACAUUAGAAAAAGAAACGGAAAAAUUAAUUGAUGUUAAUAAACAGUUAGAAUCGACAAAUAACGCCUAUAAAACUGAGUUAGAAUUAGUAAAAGAUGAAUUUAAAAAAUUAUAUCAGAAUUUUGAACAUUAUCGUACACAAUUGAAUGAAUACAGUACAGUUAUAGAUGUACAACGAAAACAAAACGAAAAUUUAACUGCAAGAUUAACAAAUUCAUAUCAUAUUUUAAAGAAAUGUGGUGUUCGUAGUCCAGUAUUAACUGAUUUAUUUGACACAGAAUUAUUACAGAAAAAUCAAUCGACAAAAGAUUUAACCGAAGAACGUAUUGAUAAUUUUAGUAUUGACCUUAUUACAUCCGAUGAAAGAUGGCAGCCAAAACAACAAACAUCAUUAGUUGUACGCGAUACUACGGUGGACAAUAAAGAACGACAAAUACAAGAGCUAAGUCGUCAAUUAUCUUCAGCUAAUCUACAACUUCGUGACUCAAAAGCAACUAUUGAACAGAUUGAUGCACAAUAUCGUCAACAAAUUAGCGAUUUGAAAUCAAAAUUUGAGUCAAAUAGCAGCAAAUAUCAAUUCGAAGAAUUACAGGAACAUAAUCAACGAUUAAGUGUUGAAACAAAAUCAUUAAGAAGUGAGAUAAAUAAUUAUAAAAUAUUAGUUGAACGUUAUAAACAACAAGUAUCCAUUUUGGAAAAUAGAGUUCAAACGAUGAAUGUAUCAACGGGUGCUGGUGAAAUAACUAUUCGAACAACAGAAAUGACUGAAUUAUUAAAUGAAAUGAGACAUUUACGAACAGAUCUUGAACGUAGUAUUAAAAAACAAACAGAUUUACAAGUUAUAUUAGAUGAAAGUAUGAAACAAUCACGAACAACAAGAGAAUUUACAUUUCAAGGAAAAGGUAUAUCGUAUCCCGAUCUUCGUAUACUUGAUGGUUCUCUUAUAUAUGGUGAUACACAACGUUUAAGUUUAGUAGCAGUAGAUAAUAGACGUAUAAGACCAAUUGGAUCAUCAACAACUGAAAUUAGUGAAAUUGAGAGAUAUCACGGUCAAGAAAUGUUACCAGGUAAAAUGUAUAUUGUGGGUGAAAUAGAAGAUCAUUCAACAUUAAGACAAAUAAUAAGCGAUAUUAAAACUGAACUAAAAUCAAUCGAAUCAGACAUAAACGAUAAAUCAACAUUAAGACAAUGUUUACAACGUCUUGAUGACUGUUAUCGAAUAAUUGAUCUUUAUUGGAAAGCAUAUUUACCCGUUAAAGAUAGUAAUGAUGAACAUCACUUUACUGAUCAGACAUUUGGAAACGAAAAUACAGAAUAUAAAAGAGUAAUAACAAAAAGUAGUAAUGAUUCUCAACGUUCAAAACAAAGACGUAGAGAACAAACGAGUUAUAAUAAAGAAGUUUUAUCACACCUAGUUGUAAGUAACUAACUGAUCUAUUUAUUAAGUAUAAAAAAUCGCAUUAAUUACGAUCACAUACAUAUAUGUAAACAUACACACACACAUACACUCUCUCAUCAAAUUUUCUAUUUUAUUUAUUUGAUAAAAUUAUCCCAAAAUUCUGCAACAAUUUUCUCUGUUAAAUAAUUUUCAGAAAGAGAAUCGUAAAAAAGCACAUACGAGCAAUUAUUUGGCAUUAUUACGUAAGUGAGAUUAUUUUUUAAGUGUUAUCACUCUGAGUAGGCAUGUGUUUGUUUGCAUUUGUUUGUAUAGUUUUACUAAAAUAAUUCCGCAUUUCUGUAGUAUAUAAACACAUAAUAAAUGUUUGCGUUUUCUUUCACUUUGCUGGUUAUUUCAUCGUGUUCAUAUUCUUGUUUGAUUUUAACAUGUUUGCAUUGAAUAAUAUUUGUUCAAAAAACAAAAAAAAAAAAUGAAUCAUCUACUUUUUUUUGUGUGUAAUACUGAUCACUCGAAGAGAUCUAAAAAUAGUCAUUCUGAUUAUAUGACUCAGCUACACACACACACUUUCACUUGAAUAUUUCGUAUUUUUAUAUCGAAGGUAAUUAACGGCGAAGAUGCACUAACGUGUUCGAGUUCAAUGCAUUAAUAUUUUUCUUUUAGUACUUUAGCAUAUUUUCAUUUUUUUACAAAGAUAUUCACUUUAAGUUGUAGUUAGUAAUUAAUAGCCAACUUCUUUUCUGCCUGGGCAUCUCAUGUGUAGAUGAUAAAAAAUGGUAUUAUCAAACAAAAGUCAGAAUGAUAUAAUGGGAAUUUAUAUUCUCGAUUUCGUUCUGGUUCAAGAUUAAAGCUUAAACCAACAACGAAACACAAAAACACAAUAAAAAAAUACAC